UUGGAAACCCUCCGGUAAUGAUUUCCUUUUCCGCGUGGGAACAGGAACAGUUCUGUCCGAUUAAGGCAUUAACUGAAUAUGUCACUCAUUUCCGCCAUUCGUCUGGGCAACUUUUUUAACACGUAGAUGGGAAACCAGUAACUGUCACCACAUUUUGUAUCAAAACACAUGAAAUCAGCAUUCUCGUUUACGGGGCUCGAUACAGAAUGUUACAUGGUAUUUUGAUCCUAAUUUAAAAGAGUGUGAGAUGGAAAAUGGAACUCGAUCUAUGCCAGCCAGGUGUGUUGCAGAUAGUGCACAAUAUAUCCAUCAAGUCAUUAGCCCUAAUGAUGUGGUAGUAAAUAGGUGGAAGUAUUUUUACGAAUCUGGCGAUUCAUAUGGAGUUGGAGAGGGGCCACGCGAAUAUACCAAAGACGAAUGUCAGCAAACUGGAACAUCGUUUGUUGGCAAAUAUCCAAAUGAAGAUGGAGGUGACAUUAUUCGGGGUACUUAUUACUACAACUAUCAGGAGUUAACUGAUGUUUCAGAAUAUUUUAUUCUGCCGUCUUACUGUAAUUCACCAUAAAAUUAG
Anneissia japonica is the source of this 571-nucleotide messenger RNA. RefSeq lists its product as uncharacterized. The record is from RefSeq and is a predicted model, not a curated record. The transcript has 4 exons. The coding region runs from base 248 to 565 and encodes 105 amino acids. Lineage: Eukaryota; Metazoa; Echinodermata; Crinoidea; Comatulida; Comatulidae.